Oncorhynchus masou masou (cherry salmon) is the source of this 1060-nucleotide messenger RNA. RefSeq names its product biogenesis of lysosomal organelles complex-1, subunit 6, pallidin (gene bloc1s6). Lineage: Eukaryota; Metazoa; Chordata; Actinopteri; Salmoniformes; Salmonidae. The transcript is spliced from 6 exons. The record is from RefSeq and is a predicted model, not a curated record. Gene Ontology annotation, biological process: intracellular transport. The coding region runs from base 122 to 652 and encodes 176 amino acids. Gene Ontology annotation, cellular component: transport vesicle; BLOC-1 complex.
AAACAGGAAGUUCAAACACAGUCACAUGAGUGACGCCCUGUCACAUGAUGUUUUCCAGACGUUGCCAUUCUUGAUGGAGAGCUAAUUUCAAAGGCUGUAGAAUCAGACAGUGACAAACAACAUGGAGACAGAGGGGAGGGCAGAUGAGAGUUCCUCGUCUCAGCGUGACCCUCCUCAGAACACUGGCAGCUACGAAUUCAGCCUGACUCCCCAGGACUCCCAGCCUGCAGAGAAAUCAGUCCCUAUUGAAGAGCCCAUUGUAGUGGACAGAAAGGCCAUAGAGAAACUGACAGAAGGCUUGCUCUCUCACUACCUGCCUGACCUCUACAGCUCCAAACAGGCUCUGUUGGAACUCAAUCAAAACCAAGUCAUCCUGCUGGACACACUGGACCAAGAAGUCACCAAAUUCAGAGAGUGCAACUCGCUACUGGAUCUAAACUCACUGUUCACAGAGGCCAAGUUUUAUCACGGUAAACUGGUUAACAUACGUAAAGACAUGAUCAUGCUGCACGAGAAGACAACUAAACUAAAGAAAAGAGCGUUGAAGCUGCAGCAGCAGAGACAGAAGGAGGUGAUGGAGAAAGAACAACAGAGAGAGAAGGAGCUGGAGAGAGAGAGGCAGCUGAUUGCCAAACCUGCCCAGAGAACAUAGAACCAUCCAUGAACUCUGUCCUAACUCAGUCACUGCCAACUAUACUAUAGAGCCAAUGACGAGGGAUGCAUCACACAUGUCGAGGGCUCCGAUCCUGACCCCAUCUCUGGUUGUUGAACAGUAGACCAACUCUAUUCCAAGAUGACACAGUUCAUCCAUGGUUGUUGUCAGAACGUCAGACAUGAUUUGGUCUCUUGUAUGCAGAGGUGUUAGGACAAGUACUGCUUGUAGGUAGUUUUAUAUUCAGAGGUGUCAAGACGAUUACUGCUCCUUGUUAGUUUUUGUGGCCAAUCAUGCUGUUUAGAUCAGAAACAGCACACGCCAGCAGUGAUUAUUCCUCACUUCCUCCUAAAUGGCUGUAAUAAUAGAGAUGUCUGAGGUGAAUAAAAGAGAAGAGCAGAUGAAGUC